AUGCCCAAUAAACUAUUUGCAUCUUGUGCAUGUAGAAAUUUUGAACAUAUAUAUUUUCCCAGAUUAAUCAGAAGAAACUAUAUGAUCAUUAUCAAAUUUAAUAACACAGUUGAUUCUUGUGUUGUGUCCUAUAAAUCUCUGUUCUACAGUUUUUUUUCUCCAAUUCCAAAGGUAUAGACCUCUGCUUAUUCCUGCAGAAAUAAGAUAUUUAUUGUUAAAUUUAAGGAGCACAGUAGGUAUUUCACCAUCUAAUUUAGUAACUGUUUCACCAUUCAUUACAUUUACAAUCCAAAUUCUCCCAAAAUUAGUUGCAUAUGCAAAUGUAUAUUUGUUAAGUUGGCAAGCACAAAUCAUUCCAUCACCAGUAUUACUCAAAACAAACAUCCUAACUACUUUAGUAGUUUUAUAAUUAAUUAAAAAUAUCUCUCUAUCAGUUUAGUAACAUAAAGAAUUAGCAGUAGCAUUCGAAGAGAUAAUUCUAAUAAUAAAAGGUGUCUUAAAAGUUUUCUCAAUUUCAUGUUUAUUAUGAUCAACUAAUGUAAUCGAAUGUUAAUUGUGGUAGAGUAACGCUGUUAAAUUCUUAUUUAAAACAUAUAUUUAAGAAACGUUGUCAUUUUUUGGUUGAAUUUUAUCAGGUUGGAUGCAAUUAUAGUAUUUAAAGCUAUAUAAAUCGAAUUGUUGGCGAUUUUUUUAAAUAUUCUUAAUACUCUCAUCAAAAUUGGAUUCUAACGUAUUAGAAUCUACAGUUUAAUAAGCGCAUAAACUUAUUUCAUUUUUCAAACCUAUUAAUCCAUCUUGAAAUUAACAUUUUAGUGUAUUUAGUAUUUCUUCAAAGUCCUCACAAAGGUUAUUUCGAAAUGA
This is a messenger RNA of Tetrahymena thermophila SB210, 861 nucleotides long. Its product is annotated as transmembrane protein, putative. The transcript has a single exon. Lineage: Eukaryota; Ciliophora; Oligohymenophorea; Hymenostomatida; Tetrahymenidae. The record is from RefSeq and is a predicted model, not a curated record.